AUGACUCCAAAGAAACCUCUGCUAUUGGAUGGCCGAACGGGAGAAGGCGGCGGCCAGAUUUUGGGUACAGGCUUGAAGGCACAGCACGUAGCGGCCAUCCUAUGGCUUGCGGAAGCUACGGGAGCUGAAGUCGAUGGGUUGGAGGUUGGCAGCCGAUUUCUAGAGUUUAGGCCAUUGCAACCUCCCACCACUCUUCAGGGGCGCAAAUUCGAGAUCGUCGCCGGAAGCAGUGCCUCAAGUACUCUGCUUAUCUUUCAGGCAAUCUUCCCUUUCCUCUUAUUUGCAGGGAAUAACGCCGGGGAGCCUAUCGAGCUCGAGAUUCACGGUGGGACAAAUGUGUCCUUUUCACUGUCAUAUGAGUAUUUUGAUCAAGUCUUGUUGCCUACUUUGAAGGAUCGUUUUGGUAUCACUAUUGAGAGACAGUUAAAGAAGCGAUCCUGGGCAACAGGCCCUCUCAAAAGGGGGAGCAUUUGGCUAAGGCUCCAGCCUCUUCCCCCUGGAAGAACCUUGAAAGUUCAAGAGCCGUGGGACAAGCCAAUCACUACCGAAGACUUCAAGCUCAAGCAGAUUGACGUGAGCAUGCUCGUGCCACAUGUUCUCCAAGAGCCACUCGAGAAGGCCCUUGCAAGUGAUCUUGGCGAACUAUUCCCUGAUGUGGAUAUCAAUUUUCUGUUGUUGGAAGACAGCGGGCAUGAUGCUCGUAUGUACACUUUGCUAGUAGCUCACUCUUAUACUGGUCUCCGUUGGGGCCGUGAUUAUCUACAUGAUAAAUCUCGGAAGAAUAAGACGCCGGAAGCUCUGAGCAUAGAAAUAUCGCAGAAAGUCUGUCAUGAUCUUUUCGAAGAGAUUGCGAUCCGCGGAACCGUUGACGAGUACCUACAAGAUCAGUUAGUCGUUACGUGGGACAAGUACUCUAUGAUAAUUCGAGGAGAGCGGAUGUUCAUAUUUUCAGGAGAGUUUCACCCCUGGCGCCUGCCGAGCCCAGGUUUGUGGUUAGACGUCUUUCAGAAAAUUAAAGCCCUCGGUUUCAACGCGGUAUCGUUUUAUACCUACUGGGGUCUUGUAGAAGGCACACAGGGACGGGUACGCUUCGAUGGGAUAUUUGCCCUCGAUGAAUUCUUCAAAGCUGCCGCAGAAGCAGGCAUAUAUCUGAUCGCUCGACCUGGUCCGUAUAUUAACGCCGAAACAGCCUUUGGAGGCUUCCCGGGUUGGACGGCGCGGAUCAAGGCCCCUCUUCGGGGAAGUGACCCAGAAUUCGUUAACUCAACUGAACUCUACACUGCUGCUGUUGGUAAGUUAAUUGCCGAUGCUCAAAUUAUAAAUGGCGGUCCGGUUGUGAUGUUGCAACCCGAGAACGAAUACGAUACAUGGCCAGAUGUGAACAAUACCGAUUUCCCAGCUCAGACAAACAGCGACUACAUGGAACAUGUCAAGCAGCAAUUCAAGAAAGCCGGAAACAUAGUCCCGCAAAUGGUCAACGACCAUCUUUAUCAAGGGAAUUGGGCGCCAGGUAGUGGAAUGGGCGAAACAGACCUGUACGGUAUAGAUGCAUAUCCUCUUCGAUAUGACUGCGCAAAUCCUGACACAUGGCCUAAGAUUCGGUGGCCGGAGAACUGGCAGACUAUGCACCAAAAAUAUAGCCCUAAUACUCCAUUCUUCGUAGCUGAAUUUCAAGGGGGUUCUGGAACUGGCUUUGGGGGUGUUAAUGCAGAUGCAUGCAACGCGCUCGUCAACCAGGAAGCAGUCCGUGUCUUGUGGAAGAAUAACUACAGCUUUGCUAUCAAGAUCUUUAAUGUAUACAUGACGUAUGGAGGAACGAACUGGGGUAACUUGGGGUAUAGAGGCGGUGAUAGCUCGUAUGACUAUGGUGCGGCCAUUAAGGAGAAUCGGCACAUAUGGCGGGAGAAAUAUUCAGAGGAGAAGCUGGAAGCGAAUUUCUUCAAAGUGUCCCCUGCAUACUUGACUGCGGUACCAGGAAAUGCAUCAAACGGAUCCUACGUCUCGACCGAUGAGAUCGCCACUACAACAUUAUUCGGAACUGGCUCCGCCACGAACUUUUACAUCAUUCGACAUGCUGAUUGGACGUCUACAAAUACGACAACUUAUAAACUCAUCGUGCCGACAAGCGCUGGCAACAUGUCGAUACCCCAACUUGGCGGGGAGCUAGUGUUGACCAGAAGGGAUUCAAAGAUCCAUUUGACCGACUACGACGUCGGUGGAAUAAACUUAAUUUACUGCACCGCGGAGAUAUUCACAUGGGCCCAGGACGGGCUGGGCAAGAGAACACUGAUCCUUUAUGGCGGAGUUGGGGAGACCCAUGAAUUCGCUAUUGGUCUAACAAACUUGGCUACAAUAUCUGCUCAGGCGAGCUCCAACGAUACCACCCUGAAGAUCAAAUUGUUAGACUCGAAUACGCUAGUGAUUCAAUGGGAGGUUUCUGUAGAGAGAAAGAUCCUCAGACUUGGGGACGAACUGGAGGUUCUCUUGCUAUGGCGCAACGACGCGUACAACUAUUGGGUCACGGAAUUACCAGCAGAAGCUCCAAUCGCGAAUUAUUCUUCUCCGUCUAAGUCCGUCGUCGUCGUAAAGGGUCCCUAUCUAAUCCGUACGGCAGUCCUCGACGGGGAAGUACUUCGUCUUACCGGAGAUAUUAACAGCACUACCGACAUCGAAUUAAUCCACGAGCCUUCUGGUAAAGUUAAAGUGCUGUUGUUUAACAACAAAGACCUCAGCGCAAAGCACAAUGGAGACAGAAAACUUGCCGCACAGUUAGGCUUCCAAGCUCCCAAUGUUACUCUACCUGACUUUGCUUCCUUGGAGUGGAAAUAUAUCGAUUCCCUUCCCGAGACCCAGGCUUCCUACGAAGAUUCGAAAUGGGUCAAAUGCGAUAACCCGUCGACUAAUAACCCACAGCCCCUACUUACCCCGACCUCCCUUUAUGCGAGCGACUAUGGCUUUCAUAGCGGUUCACUUAUAUACCGUGGGCAUUUCACGGCCAACGGAGAUGAGUCCGGUUUAUUCCUCAACCUAACAGGCGGCAGCGCCUUCGGCUAUUCACUCUGGCUUAAUGACGAGUUUGUUACGUCCUGGGAUGGAGCAAGCGGUGGAUCCACACAUAACGACACCAUCUCACUGACAUCCCACUCUCUCUCGGCCGGCAAGUCCUACGUCUUCACGGUAUUGGUCGACCACAUGGGACAGGAUGAAGAAGCGCCUGGAACGGACGCUAUUAAGGCACCGAUGGGAAUUAUCAACUUCGACUUGGACGGACACGAGAAGUCGGAUGUGACGUGGAAGAUAACAGGAAACCUCGGCGGCGAAUCGUACUAUGACCUGGCGCGGGGCCCUCGCAACGAAGGCGGCAUGUUCGCCGAAAGACAAGGAUACCAUCAACCAGGGCCGCCGAGCGAGAAUUGGCAAUCCUCGAACCCCGUCACAGAAGGCAUACGUUCGGCAGGUGUCGGGUUCUUCACGACAACAUUUUCUCUCGAUAUGCCCGCAGGUUACGACGUGCCGCUAAGUUUCGUGUUCGCUAACUCUUCCGCUACCGCCGGUCGCCAUCGAUGCCAGCUCUUCGUCAACGGCUGGCAGUUCGGAAAGUACGUGGCUAACCUGGGGCCCCAGACAGUGUUCCCAGUGCCGGAAGGUGUGCUUAACCACAACGGCGUGAAUACCGUGGCGCUCACGCUAUGGUCGCUCGACGAGGCUGGUGCUAGGCUUGAUAGCUUUGCGCUUGGGGCUGAGAUGCCGUUGUGGUCUGGGUACAGGAAGCCGUGGCUGGCCCCCCAGCCGGCGUGGCAGAAACGCCAAGGAGCGUAUUAG
Daldinia childiae is the source of this 3822-nucleotide messenger RNA. Its product is annotated as putative beta-galactosidase E. The transcript has 6 exons. Gene Ontology annotation, biological process: carbohydrate metabolic process. Gene Ontology annotation, molecular function: beta-galactosidase activity. Bases 1 to 3822 code for a protein of 1273 amino acids. NCBI's taxonomy places the organism in Eukaryota, Fungi, Ascomycota, Sordariomycetes, Xylariales, Hypoxylaceae. Gene Ontology annotation, cellular component: vacuole. The record is from RefSeq and is a predicted model, not a curated record.